Molecule: messenger RNA, 4630 nt
Organism: Corvus hawaiiensis (hawaiian crow)
Lineage: Eukaryota; Metazoa; Chordata; Aves; Passeriformes; Corvidae
Gene: HDAC7
Product: histone deacetylase 7
Exons: 25
Coding region: 357-3455 (1032 amino acids)
Biological process (GO): chromatin organization; negative regulation of transcription by RNA polymerase II
Cellular component (GO): histone deacetylase complex
Molecular function (GO): histone deacetylase activity
Source: RefSeq, a predicted model, not a curated record
GCGUUACUCAGUCAUGAGCUCAGGGACCGCGGCGUGAGGACCAGCAGCGAGUGCUAUGCAGGGCUCCUGCCGCGGGCCCGGGCUGGCUCCGAGGGGACGCUGUGGGCACAGCCCGGCUCGGCAGCCGCGCAGCUGCGGCCUCUGAGGGACCCCGGGGGUGUGGGUAUGAAAUAAGCGCUGCCGGAGCCGCUGCGUUCCCGGCGGAGCCAGAGCCGCUCCGGGACGGGAUGAGUCAGUUCUGAGAGGCUGCUCCGUGGCCCCGCUUGCGCCUGACCCAGCUCGGCACGGCUCAGAUGCUCUCCCUGCUGCGCCGAGGAUCGGGUGGGCGGCAGGGGUGAAGCAGAAGUGAAUGUGGGAUGCGGAGCCGCGGCUUCCCGGGAGCGGAACUCGCUGGAUGUUCUCAGGGCGCUGCGCCGGGGCUGGAGAUCUCCACCACGCUGGUGAUGUUCAGCCCGUCCUCUGCUGUGACCCCGUGCACCUCCCCGCGGGUGCCCCAGGCCGUCCCCAUGGACCUGCGGAUCGGGCAGCGCGUGGUCAAGCCCCAGGACACGGCCCUGCUGGCCCUGAAGCAGCAGCAGCUGCAGCACCAGCUCUUCCUGGCCAGCCUGCACCAGCAGCAAGUGGAGCAGCUCGCCCACCAGCACGUCAGGGUGGCCAUGGAGUCCCCGCACCGCGAGGCUGAGCCGGGGCAGCAGGAGCAGGAGCUGCGGCAGAUCCUCAACAAGGACAAGAGCAAGCGGAGUGCUGUGGCCAGCACGGUGGUGAAGCAGAAGUUGGCCGAGGUCAUCCUGAAGAAGCAACAGGCGGCUCUGGAGAGGACCAGCAAUGCCCCCCCUGCAGCCCUGCCCUACAGGUCUCUGGAGCCUCUGGACCCCGAGGGCCCCUCCCCUCCCAUGCUCAGCACCUUCCUGCCCCCCGUGCCCAGCACUUCUCUCGACCCUCCCGAGCAUUUUCCGCUGCGGAAAACAGCGUCCGAGCCCAACCUGAAGGUUCGCUGCAAGCCCAGAAAGUGCCUGGACCGGCGCAAGAACCCCCUGACGCGCAAGGAGAGCGCUCCCCCCUCGCUGAAGAGGCGCCCGCCCGAGGCCAUCGACUCGUCCCCCAGCAGCAGCAGCACCCCCGUGUCCGGCUGCAGCUCUCCCAACGACAGCCUGCCCGCCGAGCACGGAGCUCUGCCCACGGCCCCCGGUGUGGCCCACGAGACGCCCCUGGCCCAGCGGCUGAUGAUGCAGGAGAGCUCCCUGGCCCAGUUUGCCCUGCAGAGCGCGGCCUCCCUGCCGGCCAUCACCCUGGGCCUGCCGGCCACCACCAGUGCCAGGGGCGAGGCUGAGCGCCGGGCCCUGCCCAGCCUGGCUCACCGGGUGCCGGUGCUCAACGGGCCGGUGCUGCAGGGCACACAUUCGCCCGUCUUCAUCCCGGCCAGCCUGGAGCAGCACGAGGCCAGCAGCCCCCUGUCCCCUCGGCUGCAGCCCGUCAUCAUCCUCGAGCCCUCAGUCACCCACGCUCCUCUGGUGGCGGUGCCGGGCCUGGGGACGGUCCCCUUCUCCUUCACGCCCUCCCUCAUCUCUGCGGAGCGCCUGUCCCUGCCCGGCCACCACAAACCGCUGGGCAGGACCCGCUCGGAGCCGCUGCCGCAGAGCCCCAAGGCCAUCCAGCAGCACCUGGUGUUCCAGCAGCACCACGCGCACUUCCUCGAGCGGCUCAAGCAGCAGACGCACCUGGGCAAGCGCAUGGCCAAGUCCAGCGAGAAGCCCCGGCUGCGGCAGAUCCCAUCCUCGGAGGACAUGGAGGCUGAGGGGACGCUCCCGGAGGCCGCAGCCGAGGGCGGGGACCCCACCAGGACACGCGUGGAGCCCCCCCGGCCCAGCAGCAGCGGGAAGGAGCCCGAGAGGACGCAGAAGAUGGGGCAGCCCCAGGAGGAGCUGGUCCUGCAGCAGGCCUUUCUGUGGGACUCCUUCCAGCGGGUGCAGCAGCAGCUCCUCAAGCGCCAGACCUUGGCCGACCCCCCCGUGGUCCCUCCCGGCCACACCGGGCACCGGCCGCUCUCCAGGGCCCAGUCGUCCCCGGCCACGGCCACCGUGUCCCUCCCUGCCCAGGACACCAAGGCGCUGUCCCUGCCCGUGCAGGAGCAGCCGCCCAAGCCACACUUCACCACAGGGCUGGUUUACGACUCGGUGAUGCUGAAGCACCAAUGCUCCUGCGGGGACAACAGCAACCACCCCGAGCACGCCGGGAGGAUCCAGAGCAUCUGGUCCCGGCUGCAGGAGCGGGGCCUGCGCAGCCGCUGCGAGUGCCUGCGGGGCCGCAAGGCCACCCUGGAGGAGCUGCAGUGCGUCCACAGCGAGCGCCACGUGCUCCUCUACGGCACCAACCCCCUCAACCGCCUCAAACUGGACAACGGGAAGCUGGCAGGGAUCUUGUCCCAGAGGACAUUCGUGAUGCUGCCCUGCGGAGGGGUGGGGGUGGACAGUGACACCAUCUGGAACGAGCUGCACUCGUCCAACGCUGCCCGCUGGGCCGCUGGCAGUGUCACCGAGCUGGCCUUCAAGGUGGCCACCAGGGAGCUGAAGAACGGCUUCGCCGUGGUGCGGCCGCCCGGACACCACGCCGAUCCUUCCACGGCCAUGGGAUUCUGCUUCUUCAACUCAGUGGCCAUCGCUGCCAGGCAGCUGCAGCAGAAGGGGAAACUCAGCAAGAUCCUCAUUGUGGACUGGGACGUCCACCACGGCAACGGGACCCAGCAGAUUUUCUACAGGGACCCCGAGGUUCUCUACAUCUCCCUGCACCGCCACGACGACGGGAAUUUCUUCCCGGGCAGCGGAGCCGCCGAUGAGGUGGGCGCUGGCCCCGGCGAGGGCUUCAAUGUCAACGUGGCCUGGGCUGGAGGGCUCGACCCCCCCAUGGGGGACCCCGAGUACCUGGCUGCCUUCAGGACCGUGGUGAUGCCGAUCGCCCACGAGUUCUGCCCCGACGUGGUGCUGGUGUCGGCCGGGUUCGACGCGGCCGAGGGCCACCCGCCCCCCUUGGGUGGCUACAAAGUCUCUGCCAAGUGUUUUGGCUACAUGACCAAGCAGCUGAUGAGCCUGGCGGGGGGGGCCGUGGUGCUGGCGCUGGAGGGGGGCCACGACCUCACGGCCAUUUGUGAUGCGUCCGAGGCCUGCGUGUCCGCCCUGCUGGGCCACGAGCCGGAGCCGCUUCCGGAGGAGAGCAUGAGGCAGAAGCCCAACGCCAACGCCGUGCGCUCCCUGGAAGCCGUGAUCCAGGUCCAGAGUAAAUACUGGGUGGCCGUGCAGCGCUUCGCCUCCAAGCUGGGCUGCUCCUUCCUCGAGGCUCAGCACCACGAGGCCGACGAGGUGGAGACGGUCACGGCCCUGGCGUCCCUCUCGGUGGCCGUGAUGGUGGAGAAGAGGGCACAGGAGGAGCCGAUGGAGCAGGAGGAGCCCAUGAACCAGUGACAGGGACGGUCCCCGGGCGUGGCCGGAGCCCCGCGAGGAUCCCGGUUCCCGUUUGUCCCCCUCGCUCCCGAGGCGCGGCCCUGGACGGGCCUGGACUCCUGGAAGGGACAUUCCCGCAUCCAGCGGUGCGGGACCAUGGAGAGCCCCGAGCCCGGACCGUGCCCACAGCCCCCCACCCAAUUUUGGGACCCGGAACCCCUCGGGGGAGGGGGUGAAACCCCCCAGCCCUGCGGCACAGACCCCUUGCUCCCGGGAAGGGACGGACAUUGGGAUGGACGCUCGAAUCACUCAUGGGACGGCUCCCAGAGACCCCCCCCCGUGCCUGGGAGGAGCAUCCCGGGGUUUGCUCGGGGGUUUGGGAUCUCCGUGCCCCUGGCUCCCCUUGCCCUGCUGGGGCCCAGGGACGGAGCGGCAGCCACAGGGGCUGGGGGCUCGUUGGGCACGGGAGGGUUCGGAGCAUCCUGAGGAAAGUUGGGAGCAUCCCGAGGAAAGCUCGGAGCAUCCCGAGGAAAGUUGGGAGCAUCCCCGGCGAAGGAAGAGCGCGGCCAGAGUGUGGGCAGUGCCCGGGGGGGCCCCUCCGGCCCUCCCUGCCCACUGCCCCCAGCGCGGCCCCCGGGCCCGGGGCUCUCAUUUGCACUAUGGACCCUGGCAGCGCUAAUGUGAACGCGACUCCUCUUCCCGGGGGAAUUCCGGGAACAAUCCCCCCUUGCCUUGAGCCCUUUCCAGCGCCCUGAGGCGCUGCCUGGGUGUCGGUCCCUCCAGUCCCAGCCCCUCUGCGUUCCUGUCGCCCCCUGAGCCCCCUCCCCAGCCGAGGUUCCACAGUCCCCGCUGGGCUCUGCUGGCUCCCCCAGGGAUGCCCGAAGCCCCUCGGUCCCGUCCCCGUCCCUGUCCUGGGGUGACAGGGGCAGAGCCAGAGCCUCCGAACCGAGGGCUCCAUCCCCGUUCGCCUUUCCCCGUUUCCCGCAGCCCCAGGGCCCCGCCCCGAGAGCCUUCCCUGCAUCCCGAGGGUGUUCCCACAAGGAGCGGGCCCUGCUGGGGUGUCCCGGGGCUGGGCUGGGCUCUGGGGACGGAGGGGACACGGGCCUGGCUGAGCUGGGGGUGGGGACAGCUCCGGCUGCGGCAGCGGGAGGAGAUUUUGUAAAAAAAACAAAACAAAACAAAAACAAAGGAGAAAU